AUGACGAGGCAGGAGCUGCUAGACGAGGAGUUCGAGUCCCUGCGUCGCAUUGCGUUGGCCAUUUGUCAGAACCUUGGAAGGCCUAAGGAUCGCGAGAUAUGCCGAAGCACCCUCGAAGAGCUGGCUAGGCUCCAUCAGGCUCCGUCGAUCAGGAUCAAGGAGAAUGUGCACAAAUUCAUGAUGUUUUACCUAAAAGUGCUAAGGUGGACCCAAAAGAACCAGCCAGUGGAUUUAUAUCGGCAAUGGUAUGGAGAAAACUUUGGUAACGAUUCGAAGUUUCCCUCAUCGGCCGCACCUUCUAUGGAUGAAAUGCGAAUUUGGUUGGAGGAGGGAAGGUCCUUUUAUGCCAUGAAAACAUUUGAGGACGGCUCCACUACCGUUUUCACAGCAGUGGCCAAAGACCCGAAAGCUGGAUGGUCGGAAAAUGGUCUGAAAACACUUAUGGAAACGCAAAUUGGUUGCGCUUUAAAUCAAGAUGAUAAAUAA
This is a messenger RNA of Drosophila suzukii, 486 nucleotides long. Lineage: Eukaryota; Metazoa; Arthropoda; Insecta; Diptera; Drosophilidae. The record is from RefSeq and is a predicted model, not a curated record.